AUGUCCCUAAGAACCCUUGCUGUAAAUAAGUUCGUUGCCUGGCGCUUCGCCAGCGAGCUUGCAGCAUGUGCUGUCUGCAAGAUCCCUUGCCAUGAACUCUGUCCAACGUGCGCCAGCACAGACUCGACGUGCUCUUUGGUCAAGAGCAAGUGCGGCCAUGUCUUCCACACAGAAUGUAUACACACAUGGCUGACUAGCAACGUCAUUUGCCCACUCUGUGCUGCGCCAUGGGAGGCGAUUUCCCUAAAGUGA
Molecule: messenger RNA, 252 nt
Organism: Giardia duodenalis
Lineage: Eukaryota; Fornicata; Diplomonadida; Hexamitidae
Product: RING-H2 zinc finger domain-containing protein
Exons: 1
Coding region: 1-252 (83 amino acids)
Biological process (GO): ubiquitin-dependent protein catabolic process; protein ubiquitination
Cellular component (GO): nucleus; cullin-RING ubiquitin ligase complex
Molecular function (GO): zinc ion binding; cullin family protein binding; ubiquitin protein ligase activity
Source: RefSeq, a predicted model, not a curated record